AUAGGAGGAGGCAGCAGCGCUCACUCAGUCGCAUCACCGAGCUCGAGCUCGCUCUCGCUCUCUCGCCGGCGAUGGACGUGGCGGGGGCGCAGGCGCGCGCGCUGCCGCUCCUCCUCGGCCGCCCGGCCGCCUCACUCCGGUGCUCCGUCUCGUUCUCCUGCGGCGGCGCGCGGCGGAGCUGGGCCGCCACGGCGGAUGGGGAGGACGGCAGCCGCGACUACGAGCGGGUGGCCAUGGACACCUCCGGCGCGUACCGGCUCGUGGACCGGAGCACCGGGAAGAGCGUCAUCGUGUGGGGCGGCGUCGACGACGACGGCGUGCCGUCCCCGGCGGUCCUCUCCAGGGUCACCGCCGACCGCUGCGCCUCCAAAGGUGCAGAAAAUGGGGGGAGUACUGCAGGUGUUGGGAGCUUUGGAAGACUCAAGGCGCAGAAAGUGCAGGCUUUAGCUAGGAGAUCAGCAGCCCAGCUCAAGAGGGAGGGCACUUGUGGCCGCACAAGCAUCGCACGGCCUAGUGAAUCUCCUUAUGCUGAUUCUGAUGAAGAUGGAAGCAAAUCUGGAAGAAGGAAGUCUGUCUCAGACCGCGCAAAACCGAAUGGUGACUCCGGGGAUGAGAGGAGCAGGGCCGUGCGUUCUCUGAAUUCUGUCCUGAGGCAAUACAAAGGCGACGAUGAUUCAGAUUUUUCUGAUGAAGAGCCUGCUUCUGGCCCCAAAGUUUGGGGUAAAGUUGCCGAUGCUACGUCUUAUAGAAGAGAGGAUCGGAAGCAGAAGGCCCCUUUGGACAGUGGGUUUUUCAGCCGCAGAUCUUUUAAGGAGAUUGGCUGCGGCGAUGAGAUUCUAGGUGCAUUGAGAACCUUUGGGUUUCCUCAACCAUCACAUAUUCAGGCUAUGGCAUAUGGUCCUGUCUUGGAGGGGAGGAGUUGCAUUAUUGCUGAUCAGAGUGGGUCUGGCAAGACAUUGGCAUAUCUCUGCCCUAUAGUUCAAAAUUUAAGGAAGGAAGAAGCUAUGGGGAUCCACAAACCAUCGCCCAGGAACCCGCGAGUCAUAAUAUUGACACCUACUGCUGAACUUUCUUCUCAGGUCCUUCAGAAUUGCCGUUCAAUUUCAAAAUCUGGGGUCCCCUUCAGGUCUAUGGUUGCGACCGGUGGAUUUCGACAGAAGACGCAGCUGGAAAGCCUUGAUCAAGAGCUAGAUGUACUUAUAGCAACACCUGGUCGGUUCCUGUAUCUGCUUCAGGAAGGCUUUGUGCAGCUAAAUAACCUCAGAUGUGCCGUGUUCGAUGAAGUGGAUAUUUUAUUUAGUGAAGAAGGCUUUGAACAAGUGCUUCAUCAGUUGAUUACUGUCGCACCAGUGACCACACAAUAUCUUUUUGUCACUGCAACUCUUCCUCUUGAUAUAUAUAACAAGGUUGUUGAAACCUUUCCCGACUGUGAGGUGAUCAUGGGACCUAGUGUCCACCGGACAAGCGCCCGUCUUGAAGAGAUUCUUGUGGACUGCAGUGGAAAUGACAGUGAUGAAAAGAAUCCGGAAACAGCCUUUUCAAACAAGAGAACAGCACUUCUAAAGAUUAUUGAGGAAUCUCCAGUUCGUAAAACAAUCGUUUUCUGCAAUAAGAUUGAGACAUGUAGAAAGGUUGAGAACGUGCUGACACGGCUGGACAGGAAGGCGUCACAGAUCAAGGUUCUACCGUUCCAUGCUGCACUGGACCAGGCGAAACGCAUCGCAAACAUGAAAGAGUUCCUGAAGAAACAGACUAACGACUCAAUGUUCCUCGUGUGCACAGACAGAGCUUCGCGAGGGAUCGACUUCACAAACGUGAACCACGUGGUGCUCUUCGACUACCCCCGCGACCCGAGCGAGUACGUGCGCAGGGUCGGCAGGACGGCCCGUGGCGCGUCGGGCGACGGCAAGGCUUUUGUGUUCGCGGUGGGCAAGCAGGUGUCCCUGGCCAGGAGGGUGAUGGAGAGGAACCUCAAGGGGCACCCGCUGCACGACGUCCCGUGCUUCUAGUUCUAGAAGUGGGGCUGACGACGCUCCUCUGCCCCACACGCAGCUCUAGCUAGUACUCCCUCUGUCCCAAAAUUCUUGUCUUAGAUUUGUCAUACGAAUGUAUCUAACACUAAAAUGUAACUAGAUACAUCCGUAUUUAGACAAAUUUAAGACAAGAAUUUUGGGACGGAGGGAGUAUUAUUUUGUAGUAGUAUAUGAUGAUGUAUACGCACUAGUGGCACGUCUAGGAAGGAUAUGUAUGCUACGUGGUAUUUCUGCUCAUCAUGCCUGUGUGCUGCUGAUCAUACAUUUAUUCAAUUAGUUUAAAAACAUGUGUAGUACAAUGAGAAGGGCGAGGUGUUUAA
Messenger RNA from Triticum aestivum (bread wheat), 2353 nucleotides. Its product is annotated as DEAD-box ATP-dependent RNA helicase 50. The transcript has 8 exons. The record is from RefSeq and is a predicted model, not a curated record. NCBI's taxonomy places the organism in Eukaryota, Viridiplantae, Streptophyta, Magnoliopsida, Poales, Poaceae. Gene Ontology annotation, molecular function: nucleic acid binding; ATP binding; RNA helicase activity. Bases 72 to 2009 code for a protein of 645 amino acids.